Messenger RNA from Cadophora gregata, 432 nucleotides. RefSeq lists its product as uncharacterized. Lineage: Eukaryota; Fungi; Ascomycota; Leotiomycetes; Helotiales; Ploettnerulaceae. Bases 1 to 432 code for a protein of 143 amino acids. The transcript has 3 exons. The record is from RefSeq and is a predicted model, not a curated record.
AUGGGAAAACUCAUCAAGAACCACUGGGCUCGAUUGAUCGUCCUCACAGCAGCUAUCUAUCAAAUAGCAGCCGGUAUCCAUGGAUUCUUCUGGCCCAAGAUCUUCUGGGACUUCAUGACGAAGAACCUCGACGUAGCAGUGAAGCCUCUCCCGAUCUUACAAACGAUCAACCUGAUUCUCGGCAUCGUCCUAUUCGCAUGGGAAUGGCCACUGGGCUUCCUGGCUGGCUCAGCGAUGCACAGGAGCAUUGAAGCGAGACUUGUUGUCCUGCCACUGGCAGCGCUGUCGGCAGCUCUUAUCUACCAAGGGACGAAUCCCGCCAUCUACUACACGAUCGCGAUGGGUGUUUACUUUUGGGCAUACAGUGAAGGCGAGACCGUUGUUGCAACUCCAUGGUCUCUGCCUCAACGGACCCGUCCAGGAAAGGUCUAA